Gadus morhua (Atlantic cod) is the source of this 4833-nucleotide messenger RNA. It is a transcript of the gene trim37, whose product is annotated as tripartite motif containing 37. Lineage: Eukaryota; Metazoa; Chordata; Actinopteri; Gadiformes; Gadidae. The record is from RefSeq and is a predicted model, not a curated record. Gene Ontology annotation, biological process: protein monoubiquitination; aggresome assembly; protein autoubiquitination. Gene Ontology annotation, cellular component: ESC/E(Z) complex; aggresome; peroxisomal membrane. Gene Ontology annotation, molecular function: ubiquitin protein ligase activity; tumor necrosis factor receptor binding; zinc ion binding. Bases 522 to 3458 code for a protein of 978 amino acids. The transcript is spliced from 25 exons.
CCAGCUUCCCCAGCGGCUGCCGACCAUGUUAAUGAGUGCGGUGGUGCGGCUGUAAGAGACUGAUGAUACAGGGGAUACUGGUGUAUGAGGACCUGGAGAAAUACCACCGAGCUCCAGGUACAGCGGAGUCUUAACGCGACGCUAUCCGGUGGCACAGCGCGUGUCUGAGGGGUUCUAACGGAUAACGGUUAACAGACGGUUAACGGCUGCACCGUCUGCAGAACCCCCCGGUAGCUCUAGCCGCUCCGUGAGGUUACCUAGCUACCAGCUAGUGUCAUCACCGUGAGGUAACCUAGCUACCAGCUAGUGUCACCAUCGUGAGGUAAUCUAGCUACCAGCUACUGUCAUCCCCGUGAGGUAACCUAGCUACCAGCUAGUGUCAUCCCCGCUGCUAGUGUCAUCACCGUGAGGUACCCUAGCUACCAGCUAGUGUCAUCAACGCUGCUAGUGUCAUCACCGUGAGGUACCCUAGCUACCAGCUAGUGUCAUCACCGCUCCGAGAAGGACUUAAAGUUGCCGACAUGGACGAACAAAGUGUUGAGUUGGCCUCUGUCCAUGUGUGUCUCCAGAGUAUUGCAGAGGUAUUCCGCUGCUUCAUCUGCAUGGAGAAGCUGAGGGACGCCCGCCUCUGUCCCCACUGCUCCAAGCUCUGCUGCUUUAGCUGCAUACGGCGUUGGCUGACUGAACAAAGAGCCCAAUGCCCACACUGCAGGGCUCCGCUGCAGCUCAGGGAGCUGGUGAACUGCCGCUGGGCCGAGGAGGUGACCCAGCAGCUAGACACGCUCCAGCUCUGCAGCCUCUCCAAGCACGAGGAGAACGACAAGGACAAGUGCGAAAACCACCAUGAGAAGCUCAGUGUGUUCUGCUGGACCUGUAAGAAGUGCAUCUGCCACCAGUGUGCUCUUUGGGGAGGCAUGCACGGGGGCCACACCUUCAAGCCCCUGGUGGAGAUCUAUGAGCAGCAUGUGACCAAGGUCAACGAGGAGGUGGCCAAGCUGCGCCGCCGGCUCAUGGAGCUCAUCAGCCUGGUCCAGGAAGUGGAGAGGAACGUGGAGGCAGUGCGCGGGGCGAAGGACGAACGAGUGCGUGAGAUCCGCAACGCCGUGGAGAUGAUGAUCGCACGGCUCGACAACCAGCUAAAGAACAAGCUCAUCACCCUGAUGGGCCAGAAGACCUCGCUGACACAGGAGACUGAGUUGCUUGAGUCCCUCCUACAAGAAGUGGAACAUCAGCUCCACUCCUGCAGUAAGAGUGAGCUGAUUUCCAAAAGCCCAGAGAUCCUGCUCAUGUUUCAGCAGGUCCACCGGAAACCCAUGCAAUCCUUUGUCACCACGCCGGUCCCACCGGACUUCACCAGCGAGCUGGUCCCCGCCUACGACUCCAGCACCUUUGUUCUCGCCAACUUUAGCACCCUGAGGCAGAGGGCAGACCCUGUGUACAGCCCUCCCCUUCAGAUCUCUGGACUGUGCUGGAGGUUGAAAGUAUAUCCCGACGGGAACGGGGUGGUCCGUGGUAACUACGUGUCGGUCUUCCUGGAGCUGUCAGCUGGACUACCUGAAACAUCAAAGUAUGAAUACCGCGUGGAGAUGGUCCACCAGGCCUCCAGCGACCCCGCCAAGAACAUCAUCCGGGAGUUUGCCUCGGACUUUGAGGUGGGCGAGUGCUGGGGCUACAACCGCUUCUUCAGGCUGGACCUCCUGGCCAGCGAGGGCUACCUCAACAUGCAGACGGACGCCCUGGUUCUCCGGUACCAGGUCCGCUCGCCAACCUUCUUCCAGAAGUGCAGGGAUCAGUACUGGUACAUCAGCCAGCUGGAGUCUGCCCAGUCCAGCUACAUCCAGCAGAUAAACAACCUCAAAGAGCGCCUGGCCAUCGAGCUGUUCCGCAGGCAGACGUCGCGCAGCUCCUCGCCCCCCGACCAGAGGCCCGGGGGGGGCCGGCAGCCCUCAGAGAGGGAACCCCGCCUGGGGAAGACCGAGGACGUCUUCCAGGUGGUCUCCACCGACGCCAAGGAGCGCGAGCAGGACGAAAAGACCCAGCAGGAUGACUCCAACGAGCUGUCGGACGGGGACCUGGAGGUGGACUGCCUGACGGAGGAGGAGGUGAACCCCCUGGACGGCAGCAGCACGUCGGCCAGCUCCACUGCCACCAGCAACACGGAGGAGAACGACAUCGACGAGGAGACCAUGUCAGGGGAGAAUGAUGUGGAGUUUGGCAGCCAUUUGGACCCUGAAGAAGGAGAGCUCCCCGAGGAGCUGGCCGGCGCUACAGGCGGCUCCAACCCUGCGCUGUGCUCUCUGCACCGCGGCGGCCCGGCCUGCGGCACGGGCAGCAGCAGCAGCCUGCUGGAGAUCGACCCGGUCAUCCUGAUCCAGCUGCUGGACCUGAAGGAGCAGAGGAGCGUGGAGUCGCUGUGGGGGCUGCAGCCGCGGCCUCCCGUCUCCCUGCUGCACAACCAAGCCCACGCUCACCCCCAGUCCCACUCCAGGAAGGAGAGGGAGCGCCGGCCCCAGGCGGUGAGGCGCUCGGCCCCAGACUCCAGCGUGCUGAUCCGCCUGAAGGCCCAGAUGGCCGAGGUGCGCAGCAAGAUGUCCGACGUCAAGUCCCAGGUGCUGGAGCCACGGCCAGCCGGGUCGGCUGAGCCCCAGGCCGGCCUGUCGGGGGUCUUCGGCGGCACGGGGGACGAGGGCCCCCCGCAGCAGCCCGCCCUGGAGCUGGCCGUUGGGCACCACAGCCCCGGGAAGAUGGAGCAGCUGGGGAAGGGCUCCCACUCCCGGCACAGCCGACCUGCCAAGAAGUUUGUGUCGUCUGCGCCGGACGGCGGCGCCGCCCUGCUGCUGAGGAGGAGCGGCGAGGACAAAGACCCCCGGAACCGAGGUCUGAGUGGGGCCCCGUCGACCGCAGCCUCGCUGAGCCUCUGUCCCAGAGAGGGCUCCCCCGCAGCCGAUGUCAGCCUCCAGGCGGACAGCGGCCACAGCUCAGUGCCCUCCCUGAGCGGGGGCUCCCCUCUGGGGGGUUGCUCCCCUCUGGGGGGCUUCUCCCCUCUGGGGGGCUGCCCCCUGGACCCCGCCUCCAGCUCCAAACAGCAGACGGAGGAACGGAAGGCGCUGUACGCGGCCUCCGGAGCCGAGGCCGACCUGUGCUCCGUGGGAGGAGCCAACUCCACCAAGAGCUCCACGCGGGCCGUCGGGCCCAGCGUGCUGGAGUGCAGUGAGCCUGAAGGGAGUCCCCACCAGUCCCUGCUUGGCCUCCUGGAGGGGAACUCUUCCCACCUGCAUGAAGGCCACAAGCAGUCUCUGCACCUGCUGCCAGGGAUGAGCAGCGACAGCGAGAUAGAUUGUGACUCAGAGGACGAGGACGCAAACCUCUCCUACGACAUCCAGUCUCUGCCUUUUGCAGAGGAGCAACUGCUGCCCGAGGACCUGGCCUUCAGCGCCAGCCAGCCCACCGACAGGUGAUGGGGUCUGCCCCCCGGGCUGGGUCCAGUACCUCGCUCUGAUUGGCCAGAUGGCUGCAGAGAGCAGCAGAUGGAGGAGUACACGCGUGAAGUCUCCCGGAGAACUGAUGCGUCCACUUUGUACAAUCUUAUAGAGCAGCUCACCUGGAAUGUCUUUCAGGACGUUUAGUUUGAGUUCUCUACCGUGAGCACACAGACUCCUGGUCAACCAUGUAUUUAAUGCACUUUUUGAGUUUUUACACUGUUAAUUACUGACGGAAUAUGUGCUAUCCCUGUAUUUCUGCUCUCAAACUCAUGGGAAUGAAACUGAAAUCAAAGCUUGACCCCACAUCAAUAUUUCCACUAUAUCACCCCUUGUGUACACCAACCUUUACACCCGACUGCCGGUUUCACAAAGACGUAAAGUCGAUUUGUAGGCAGAGCUGUCCUCCUGUUUGCAGUCGUCUGGCCUGAGGUUGGGAAAAAGGUAAAUAUUGUAAAUAUUUGAAACCGACCGUCUAAUUCCGCCUUUAUCAGCAGCUCAUAGCGGCUGACUUGUUUCAGGCUAGUUCUCGUUGGGCGAGGCCCGCUUUUCUUUACACCUUGUGAACGAUGCUUCACCACUCAUUUUGUUUCGGUUUUAUUGAGUUGUUAUGCAGCGUCUCAGCAGCAGAUGUGUGGGAGAGAUUCCCAUCGCUGCCAUUUAGUCGUAUUUCACUUUCCUUGUUGGGUGGUUUUAUCAGUCCUCUCACUCCCCAUAACUAAAGUGUAUUUUCAUUUGGGACCAUUCUUAUGUAGCUCGUGUCUUAUGGUGCAUCACAAACAGCCGUGUCUUGUAGUGUAAGGAUUACUGGGUCGGAGAGGUUCUUGUUCACAAGGGACAUUGAGGUAGAUAAAAUGUCGGCAGUGCAUGCAUCUUGCAUGAAGGAAUACUCACUGGUUUACAUUUGAAAAAUCUUGAACGCUGUUAUAAUUACGUGUGUGUGUGUGUGUGUGUGUGUGUGUGUGUGUGUGUGUGUGUGUGUGUGUGUGUGUGUGUGUGUGUGUGUGUGUGUGUGUGUGUGUGUGUGUGUGUGUGUGGUGUGACCUAAUUUCCUUUAGGGAAUCUUCUGAGGCAAGUUAGAAACUGAGGAUGGCUUGUGUGAUAUAAAUGUGGGGGGUGUGAUUGUGGGUGUGAUUGUGUGGGUCUGUAUGACUUUGUAUCAUUCCUCACUCUAAAGAUCAAUCUCUUGCUAACUCAAUUCAGUCUUGUAAAUUACACAAAAACACACUUCUGUGUUAUGAGUUGUGUGUACUAUUUCUGUGCUAUAUCACAAGUUGUUCCUUCUAAUGCACAUUAUUGAUUUGUUUGUAUUUGUGUGUGGCAUCAGAUAAGUAGAAUAAAAUAUUUAAUUAGA